CUUGCAUCACUGUCACUGUCAAAAGUGUCAAAUAUUUGGGGACUUGGAAAAUCCAUCGAUUUUCACCGCUUUCACGAAAAAAUUGUUUUGCGUAAUAUUAUCUUCUCGAUAACCGGAAUAUCUACUGUGUGUAAUAAAUAAUGGGCAACAAGGGUGUUAUUCCGUUUAUCAAGGACUUCUAUUACGAUCCCUUCAAAUGGUCAGUGGUGAAGAGCAUCGGAUUCUUCGCAGUUGGCGUGGUCGUCGCGAGCGAGUGCACAGGCCUAGAACUCAUGCCUGCGGUCCCAAAUUAAAAAAAAAACAUACCAUAGACUUUUAUGCUAAGUUUAAGUAGUACACCAUGAUGUUAAUUUUGAAUUCUCUUUUGUUUUUUCUUCUCGCCGGCGGGAUUUUGUGCGAUAAACCGAACUUUGUGAUUAUAUUGACGGACGAUCAGGAUGUCACGAUGGGUGGUAUGACUCCGAUGAAGCAUGUCCGGCGGCUUAUUGGUGAGGAGGGCAUGACGUUUGCUAACACGUUCGUGUCAUCCCCAAUCUGCUGCCCGAGCCGUGCGAGCUUCCUCACCGGUCUCCACGUCCAUAACCAUGGGACCAGGAACAACACAGUGCGAGGUGGAUGCUAUGGAACUCAGUGGGAAAAACUUGAAAUGAAGACAUUUGCCACGGCUCUGAACGAUGUAGGGUAUAAGACGUUCUACGCUGGAAAGUAUCUCAACGAAUACGGUAAAACAGACAGAGGAACUUCGGUGCCACCCGGCUGGACGGAAUGGCACGGGCUUGUGGGAAACUCUGUCUACUACAACUAUACGCUGUCGAACAAUGGCGUGCCGACGCACUCUGAAGACCUUUACCUUACGGAUAUCAUCAGAGACUUAAGCGUCAACUUCUUAGAAAACCAGACGGAACCAUUUCUAAUGGUGUUGGCGCCGCCGGCUCCUCACCAGCCGUUCACGCCCGCGCCGCGCCACAAGGACUCUUUUAAUGGCGUCACAGCACCUAGGACGCCAAUCUUCAAUGUGGCUGCAAAGGACAAACACUGGUUAAUGACAAUGCCGCCAUCUCCGCUCCCCGCCUCGCUGCUGCCUGAGUUAGACCGAGCUUACCGUUCCCGAUGGGAGGCACUUCUAGCAGUGGACGAAAUGGUUGCCGAAGUUGUCGCUGCGUUGAAGAAAGGCGGGCAGGAUAAUACCUAUAUUAUAUACACUUCGGACAACGGGUAUCAUGUUGGACAAUUCUCCCAAGUUUACGACAAACGCCAGCCUUACGAGUCAGACAUCAGGGUGCCCCUCCUAAUAAAAGGGCCCUCUAUCAAGCCAAACACGACCAGCCGACACCCAGUUAUGAACAUUGACUUGGCUCCCACCAUCUUGAAACUGGCCGGUCUGGAGGUUCCUGGGACUAUGGAUGGAAGAGCGAUUGACGUUUUAGAUGAAAACCCAGUUCAAGAUCGAACCAUGCUGGUGGAAUAUUUCGGACAAAGCCAAGACAGGGCAGUGGACUCGAAGUGCCCGUGGAAAUAUGACAGCGAGCAUUUAGAUGAAUGCCGACCUCUUUACGAGUGCAAAUGCCAGGACUCGGUAAACAACACCUACGCGUGUUUAAGGCGCGUCGGGAAACAUGUCAACGACAAAUACUGUGAAUUCAGAGAUGAGAAGGAUUUCAUCGAAAUCUACGACUUGGACGCCGAUCCGUUCGAGCUGACUAACCUGAAGAAUUACACUAUGGGCGCGUUCAUAGCGUGGUACCAUCAUGUGCUGAGCGCUAUGGUGGCAUGCAAGGGGCCUGACUGCGACCCAAUUUAUGUAGAUUAACACUUUCGCUACCAAGAACCCGCCUAGGCACUCGUGAACUUUGCACAGAUGCCGGACAAUACAACUCGUUAGCGGGUUGUCAUUGUCAUACAAGCGAGCUAACCUGAAGAAUGACACUAUGCGCGCGUUCAAAGUGUGCCGUGGUACCAUCACGUGCUGAGUGCAAGGGGUCUGAUUGUGAUCCUACUUUUGUGGAUAAAUGAAAAUAGUUUUUGAUGAAGUAUGUAAAAAUGUUUCACUACAGAAACAUUUUGUACUAAUGUGAUGAUUAGGGUUAGAUAACUUAAUUUUAAACUGAUUGUUUAAAAUAGAUUUGUUGCUACUGUGUUAUAGUUGUAAAAGUUUGCAUAAUCGACAAAGAUUUUCAUUUCUACUUCUAUGUAAUUGGGAAACUUUACAACAAAAUAUCGAUACAAAAUUGUUUACCAUGUUUAAAACGAGCUCGUUGCAUUUUAGUAGGUAAGUAUUUAUGAUUUAUUCUUAAAGGAAUGCAUGUUCAUUUCAGGACAAAGGUUUCAGUUGUAGUCUUAUCUUAAUUUAACUAAUGUAUAAUUCUACUUUAAAAUAAACCACAAAUAGAUUUUAACAAUUUUUAUUACUAACUGAACACAACCCUUUAUAAAAAAGAUUUAAAACUAACAAUAUCAAAAAUCACAGUCUCAUGGCACUUACAAAAUACUAACAAUACUGUAUCGAAUGUCUAGUCGAAAUAGGAGCGUUUGCGCACUGUUAAGACCGUUUCCGGUAUCUUUAAAUGGUAUGACAGAAAACUAUGUGAUUCCUAUGAAAUAAAUAAUAAACCUAGCUUUUUUUUCACAAAUGGCCUUAUGUUCAAACAGGAUGAUUUGUUGAGACGCAAUAAUAUGACGUCACACACACAAUAUCCAAUUUAAAGGAAACAACGUUACAUCUACUUUAGACAAUGAAACGAACACUGCUUAAGCAAAGGCCUUAGUCUGCCAAAAGGGGUUUUAGUAUAAAAUAAAAGCGUUACACUGGAUAGGGCCUGUAACAAAAGCAAAAAAUUUAACUGUAGGCUAUACUCCUUAUAAUGACCAAUUUUUGUUCAGCGGCUUUUAAAAAUAACUUUUAUUUUGAUUUUUAGCACCCAUGACAGUUUUUCCUAAGAGGUAAUAUAAUGCGAACUAAGUCUCACAACAAUAAUGGCGUACAUUGAAGCGAAUAUUUAUUUUGUAUGAAAAAUUACAGAAUUCAUAAUUUUUAAGUCGCU
Leguminivora glycinivorella is the source of this 3041-nucleotide messenger RNA. Its product is annotated as N-acetylglucosamine-6-sulfatase-like. Gene Ontology annotation, biological process: glycosaminoglycan metabolic process. The record is from RefSeq and is a predicted model, not a curated record. Gene Ontology annotation, molecular function: glycosaminoglycan binding; N-acetylglucosamine-6-sulfatase activity. The coding region runs from base 341 to 1810 and encodes 489 amino acids. NCBI's taxonomy places the organism in Eukaryota, Metazoa, Arthropoda, Insecta, Lepidoptera, Tortricidae. The transcript has 11 exons.